GGGAAAAAGUUAGGACAGUUUUAAGUUUCCUAUCAGAAUUCCCCAGGCCACAAGAAAGAGCCUGAUCUCCACCCUGAAGUACAGAUCUCCCGCCUCAGAUUUACACAUCAUGAUCUGAUUCUCUAAGAAGUCUCAUCUCUCUUAGUGAUGAAGAGGCCCCUUAACACCCUGGGUAUUUUUCUGUGCAGUACAGGGCAUGACGUCGUGCACAGCAUAAGCGUAAGAGCAAGCAUUCAGGACUCCUGGGCUUCAUUCACUAGCUGGCUUCAGACAACUGUGAAAGAUGUCUUCCCCAUGCCUAAAACAGGGCUAUUGGCCCUAUCUGCCAAGGAACAGAAAGAGACUGAGCAGGCUUGUUUAAUGAGCAUCUCUGCCUCCUACUGCAGAAGCGCUGAUUAACUUGCCACCUCCCCUAGGAAGAGCGUUCCUCAAUUAGAACUCCUCUCAGUUUCUCAUCAUACAGCAGUGAUGAGGGGGAAUAUUUCAAGAGUGUUUCUAAAGAAGCACAAAGCUUCCAGUCCCCCCUUCCUUGUUUCUUUUGUGUGCCUGCUUUCCUCUCCAGUGCUCGCUUAGGUGUGAGAUGAGCAAAUUGUCUGAAGGGAUGAGGGGAGCUCUAAUGACACUGUGCUGGGAAAAAAUAUCAAGGAGUCUCUUUUUCAAAUGCAGAAUGUAGUCAAAAUUUUAAAGGAACCCCAUGGUCUAAAUAAAUCCUGUAGCACGUGGCCCAAUCUCUUUAAAGGCUCACACUUCCAAAGCAGGAUUUUGCAGUUCAGCAUUAGUACCAUGUAACACUGUCAUUGUGCUUCCUGAGUCAGUGUCUGUGCCUUCUAGCCGGGCUGCACACACUCAGCCUUUGCUGCAGCCCUUGCUCAGGAGCUCAGAGCAGUUUGGUGAGCUUCUCAAGCAAUGAGAUGUCUGUUUCCAUGGGUCAGCCCUUGCAAACUGCAGAUCCCACAGGUCACCAUCACAUCACCUUUGGGUUUCGACGAGGAUUGAAGGAGACAUGCUGAGAUGAGGACUAUAACUCUCUGUAACCAUUGCACCAUGGCACCUCAACCAAGUCCUUUCUUUGCUUCUGCUUUUAUCUGCCUGCCACAUGCCCUGAGGCAUUUUCCAGUUCCUGCAGCCACCCUCCACCCUUUGCAUUGUGUGAUGGGCACCUGCUUCCAGCAUAACUCCCUAAAGUCCCUUGGAAGGAGAUAUUCACUUGCACAUGGGAGGGAGGGAGAUUAAUUUAAAUGCUAACUAGGCCAGUGCUUCCUCCAAAUACAAAGAGAAGCACAGUCCCAGGGUUUUUCCCUGCUCACAGAAGGAUUUGGUUGCACAAAUAGCUGUUUUGGCAUGAUAGUACAGGACCAUAAAAUGGCAAUUUUUUGGCUUCUCCUCUCUAUGCUUUGUGUUCAUAUAUUUUAUUAGGGGAUUAAAGUAGAAAUGGUGGGGAUAAGUAGUUACCUGUGUAGAGUCAUUACCAGGAAGGCUGAAUGAAUUAAGGCAAUGCACGUGUGGCUAUCAUAGAUAACUGAUCACUAACCCUUCUGAGCUGCAGCCCUUUAAUCAGUUACGAUCAUGAGGUGUGGAUGUUGGCUUGUUACAGACCAUGAUGGCAAGCUCAGCAUUGUAUGUUAACAGUGGGUUGGAUUGGCUCUCCCUGUCUGCUCUUGUGUUCAGACCUUUGUUUCAGCCGUAAGGUUUUCCUCGUGCCCUCACUAAAGGUGAUGUGGUGGGUUCCCGGGAAGGAGUACACGAAUGUGGCCACUGCUCUUUGACACCACUCCAGCAGGUUAUCUGCUGCCAUGGCCUGGAGAAGGUUAAAGCAAAGAGCACAGCCCCUGACUCUUUGCUGCAGCACUGUAAAGCUAUAAAAGCAGUAGACAUGCUGGGUACUCUCCAAACUGCAGUUUGCUUGCAAGAAAGAGAAUCAUUUCUUAGCACCAGUGUUUGCAACAUACCAGAUGGCCUUUUCAGGCCCUAUUUUCAGUCCAAAAUGUACUGAAUACCAGGGAGAGGAUGCCACUGAGUAUGAAAGGUUGCAUUACUGUUCAUCUAAAUUAGCAAGCAGUUAAGAUAGCUUCUUUAUAAUGAUGCCAGCACCUCCAACAAAAAACUUCGAUGCUUCCUGAAGCCAGACUGGCUUUUGCUAGGAUUUUAAGUACUUUUCAUUUCCAAAUUCCUAGAGUUUAGGCAAAUCCUUUCCUCAUAUCAGAGGUCAGCUGUGCUCUUUAGCAUGAGCUGUCUUUGGACUUCAAGGUCUCAGUGCUCAACUCUGUUUCCCCAGUCUGCAAACUCCCCAUUUCCAAAUGUCUGUUUAUCCUCCCAGUGUCAAAGAAGGUCCUUAGAUAGCAGGAUCUGGUCUGCUUUUCUGGUGGCUGUAUAAUCUUCAGCUGGAAGAAGGCUGAUGUCUAGAUGACCAUCCCAGAGGCUCCUUUGAUCUUAGCAGACUUAUCUCGAAGCCAGCCUUUGGAAGAGGCACUGGAUCAAAUCUGAUGUCGCUGCAUGUCAGCCCCCAAGGUGUACAUUUGACCCUCCAGUCUGCUAUUCUCUGUCCAUCUUGCUUGCAGAUGCUUUGCAACUGCAAAAGCAGAGGGCCAAGCCUGGAGCACAGACUUCAAAAUGGACUUCUAGAUGCUGUGCUCACCCAUGGACAGGACAGACUCAGCUGCUCUGGUUUGGCUCUCCAUCUCCUUUCGCAGAAGGAGGCAGCUGCUCUGCUCAGCUGUGUGCUGGCGGACACACCGGUCUGAAAUCCUGAGCAGAAACCUUCUCUCUCCAUGCAAUUUGUCCCCCGGGUGGCCUGCAAGCUGUACAACAGUGCACAGGAAGCUUGAAAAGUGCAGCACCCUGCAUGUGACUCAACAGCAAAAUGAAGAUGCUUUUGAAGGAAGGAGAGACCCAGCUGAGCACCAGAUGGAAUGAUAGAAGAAAAACAAGCAAUAGCUGGAAAGGCUGCCAAAUGCUGCCGUGGGCCAGGACAUGUCCCAGUAUUCCAGGCUUAUCUAUCUCAGUACAGUGCCGACACCAGCAAGGAGCAAAUCUUGCUUUCAGAUGCACACUCAAAAAACACCAUGUCCCUGGUAUGGCACUACAGCCAAAUACUACUGCAAAGAAUCUACUGGACCUACAGAGCACAGAAAUGAGAUCGUGCUGCUUUUGGCACAUGUUAGAUGUUUGCUCUAGCCUCAGGCAAGUCACAUCCCCUCUAGUCAUCCAUUCCCUUCUGCUGCACUGGGAAGAAAUCUGCCUUCCCAGGACACUACCACCUUGCAUGGAUGUUACUGAGUGUACAGUGGGCACCAUUGUUAGAAUAGCUCUGCAAGCAAGAUGCAAAAAACAUGCUAUAAACAGGUAGUUUCAUAAUUCUACAAAGAACAGCAAGACAACUCUCCCUCAGUUUACCUGCUUCUGGUUCUAUUCUUGUAUCAGAAUGCUGCAGAGUGGAGCUUAGUAGAGAGAUUAAGCAGCUUUAGGGACAGAUGUUUGGCAAGGAUAUGUUUCCCAGUUAUUUGGUUCUUGCCUUUGCACAGCUGGCUACUCAGUGUGCAUGCUGACACAGAGAAUGUGUAGUAACAUUCAGUGGCCCAACAGCACCAUCCCGUGCUAGCAGAGUUAAGGGAUUUCAAAGUGCAGGUGUUUUUACAACUCAGAUAGUGAGCUCUAAUUGAAUGGAAGCGAUCACUGAAAUGCUCAUUUGUGAUAUUACCAAGGCAGUUUCAUGCUUUUAUUCUUAGCAUUUAUGUAACAAUACAAGAUGUAUUUGUCGGGUCUCUCCCUUCAUUUUUCCAUUCUUCCUUCAAGCACACAUGGGGUAUGGCCCUCCCACCUAUACCAAAACAGGCUUUGUCACCUGGCUGCUGCUGGGCUCAGCAAGCACAGGCUGCACGUGCCACCCUGAAUGUACCCUGGUUUUGGCCUCUGGCAUCCUUCAGAGCCGUCUCUUCACAGCUUCUGUCUCUCUCUGCUUUUCAUGUAUUGAAAAUAGAUUUUCAUAGUUGGUCAGUGUGUCCUCUAGGAGGACACAACAUCCUUGUCAUUUCCUGUCAAGGCUUUCUUUUGCAAGAGAUCACUCCAGACCUUGAACUGCACUUCAUCAGACAAACCUGCCCGUUGCAGAGCCAUGCAGCUCUGAAGCAGAAGGGCUAUCAGCUUAGCACAGAAGGGUCAGCUGUGACCUGGGAUUGCAUACAGAAGGUUAAUGCCGCACUAACCCAGGAGCAGGCUUCUCACAGGGGCUGCCAUCUGAGAUUUCACUACCCGUGUAAUGCAGCUGAACCGUUGCCUUGCUUCCCAAAAAUUGCAGCUAUAUCCUUUCCUGUGACCCCAAACACUGGUGGCAGUCCCAGGAUCACAGCAGCCAGGUGCUGUCUGGCUGAGCACUCCUCUGGCAGCUUGCUGGGAAGGCCAGGGACAUGGCUAACUGAAGUUACAUGGAGCAGAGCAUGCAGAAUGCCAUGGCACAGAGCAGAACACACACACACCAGCACAGACUGCAGCUUUCCCUGGCACCCAUAGAGAGCAACUCUUCCCAUUGCUUCCCAGACUAAAUUGCCAGCAGAAACUGGUGGUAGGUCUGAGCCAAAGAUGCAUUUGCUUCCAGAAGGAGCACAUCUUGCUGAUUGCACCCAGUCUGUGAAACAGUCAUUUCCAUAGCAACAAAUGGUGAGAGGGGCAGUGGAAUUGUAUCUGGGAGUGGAAGGUCCAAUUGAAACGUCAUUAAAAUGUUACUUUCAGAUGUGUCACUGGAAACAGAGCAGUAAGCACUGGGAAAAGAAGGGCCACUGAUAGGCUGCGCUGAGAUAAGUCCUGUUAUUUGCUGAGGUGUUUGCCCUCCCCUAGCUGCCCAUUUACCUGCCCCAGGUGAGGUCUCCAUUAAGCUGUGAUGUGAUACAGACCCAUGGAGAGGUGGAAAACUUGGGCCAGCUCUCCUCACAGCAGCCCAGCAGGAGAUGCAGCAAGUGUGACUGUUGGGAGAGCCAGUGAGACAGCCAGGAUUUCCCUUUGCCCUCCUGAUCAGCCCAGAGGAAAGAGGGGGGGCUGAUGGUCACCCAGGUGAUUUUAAAACCUUGGUGUGAGCCAGCAUCACCCUGCUGGGUCUGGGACUCAAGAUCCCUGCAUGAGCCUGACAGCCAUGGGAGGCACGGCUGGGACAUCUGUCAGUGGUUCCCUUGUCUGCUAUGAAGCAAAUGCUGGUAGGCGUGCAGUUCUGCAGGGGGAAUAGCUCUAGCAGAGGACAGUCUUUGCAGAGGAGAAAAUCCAGAAAGAUAUUCCCCUUUCUCCCCUUAUGCACAUUUAUAACCAUUUAAAAUCCUUUCAUGGGGUCUACUGAACCUUCAGUUUAAUAAAGAAGGGAAUGAACCACUACAAAACAGCUUUCUGAAAGGUUCUGAAAGCAGAUGCCACUUGCAUGCAGAGCUGCUCUGUGUCUAAUGUGCAUCUUCCAGAGCUCACCGCAUCCUGCAGCUGAGUCCCCUUGUGUGCUGUGUGGGGCUGUGGAGGGAGAGCCAGAGCUGACCAUCACACCAACAGCUACAGCUUCCCAAACUAUGGAAGGGUUAGACAAGGAAGCAAGGAAAGCAGCAGCAGUGAUAGAAGUAUAAGUAGUUGUCACAGGUAAACUUUGAUAUCUAUGUCCAAUGGUUAGUUCUAGAAUUGCAAGCCUUGUUAUAUUGCAUACGUCCUCCUUUCACUCCUUUCUCAAAGCAGCCAUCAUCUUUCCCCCGUCCCCACCUUGAACUGGUCUUGGGCAACACAGGCAGUUGCACCAAAAUGAUUCUCAGCCCCAUCCUGCAUUCUCCCCCUCCUACCCAAACCCAAAGCAGUCCAGACAGCUGUUGGCUAUCGCAAGUCUUAAUUUUUAGUAACUCCACUUGAGUUUCUUUCUUCGUGUACUAUAGCUUCCUCCACAAGCACCCCAGCAGGGCAGUACAAGAGGCUCUGACCAUGUCCCAGGAAGCUUCUUUGCCCCCUGGCAGCACCCUGCAGACAUGCACCUUACUGGGAACGUAUGGGUCAGUGCUGGUGAGAGCCAGCACUGCUGACCUCAUGCGUCACAGCUGAUGGGGAUCCACCAGGGGAAGCUGGCAGGGAGUGGCUACUGUCCCUUUUCUUUUAAAUUUGGAGGGAGAGGGGGAUAUUUUUGGCAUUUAGAUUAUUGUCCAUCUUCUAGUGGCCAAGUUCUGGGCUGCAUUAAUAAUUGGGGUCGAUGGGCUGUCUGGGCAGGUAUGGAGCUUCACACCAACCUCAACAGCAAAUGCCAUGGCUGUAUUCAUGGCUGAGUUUCUCCCGUGCUGGCAAAGAGCAGGCUGUGCAUCCAGCAGGCUCCGGAUGACCCGGCAGGCAGGGAGAAAGCCCUCUUCUGUGUUCUGAUCAAGUCCAUUUCAUAUCCUCAGCUUGAAAGAAACUAAACCCGAGGAAAUGCUUCCAAGGUCUCCUUCCACCACGCAGUGCCUGGUGCCCAGCGGAGGCAUUUGUGGGUCACUGAAAAUGGGAUCCUUCUGGGAUAUAUUUAAUGGAAAUGCCUUUCAGGAGAGACCUCCCAACCUUUUCCUUAAUCUCAGAACAGGGGAUGAAUUUCCAAGCUGUCCUUGCAUAUAGUGAAACAUAGCUGAAACAGCCAAAUGCAAAGUAGAGUUAAAUGUAGGGUUUGACCUGAAUAACCUUUUAAUUAGGAAGAUAAAUUUGUUGUAGCUUGACCUUAGUCCAUGUUAGGAACCUGCUAAUCAUGUGACAUGCAGAGUGUAUUAAUGCUGCACUUAACUUGGCCAUUGGUUUUAUUAUCUGGUUUGGGGAGUUUUUCACUCCCGAAGCAUCAGUCUGCAUCUCGUAUGUUCCUUUCUUCUUUUUUCUUUCCUGUUCAGAACAUGUAGCACAUGUUGUACUUCUGUUCUCGUCCGCGUAGAGUAUUGCCUUAAACAGAUCGGUUGUGUUGUGGUUUGUUUUGGGUUUUCUUUUUUUUUUCUACCAUCAGUUUUGUGCAUUAAUUUAUUUAAAAAUGUGUUUUUGAAGAAAAGAAAAAAAAAAAAACCACCAUGAAACGUAUAAUAUUUUUUUUUUAACAUUUCCAUGGCAGUAUUUAUCAUUGUUACUGGUUGUGUGUAGUGUAACAAUUAAUGAUAUUAAAAAGCAUACAUACAAAAACCAGCCUGCCAGCCUUUGUCAUUGGAGUGAACUGGACAGCGGGGUGUGAGCAUACAAACAGAGCCAGGAUGGUGCCCCAAGAUGCCCCAACUCUCACUGGUGCUGAAAUCAGGGGUGGACAAACAGAUGGAUGAACAGAGCUGGUGUUCAGGCACUGCUGGCCAGCCGGAAGGGAUGAAAACCUGCAGCAGUGCAGGGAUGCUCAGAAAGGAGGUGUCCAGAAAAUGGAGUUUCUGCCCAGCAUCCUGGUUUGGGCAGAAAGUGCACGUGGUUUCUGUGAGUCCCUCCUUUCUGUACCCCCAGUGACUGCACUGAGCUUGGGGAUCGCUCACCUACACCAGCCCUGCAGAGCCCACCAUUGCAACAGCAAAUGAGCCACACAAGGUGACCUAAAUCUCCCUUUUUAAUGAAAAAAACAUGAAAAAAAAAAACAAAAAAAACCCCAACAACUCAACACAUGGAGAGCUCCCCAGAGCAGGCACUAAUUCCUCUUCAUACCCCAAAAUUGCAGAGCAGUGCCAUAUGGGGUAGGAGCCUAGUGCCAUGCCUUAUGAUGGCUGGAGCAGUGUGGUGCUGCUCUGGGUUUUCCAAGGCAAUACUUGGGGAGAGGGCCUAGAAACCGAAAAAUGCCUAAAAGCUAUGUUCUGCACCUCCCAAAAUACAAUAACCUUGACUGGAACCAGCUGAAACUGCUUCUUACCCCUGUUAAUCUAAUUGCCUGUGCGAGGGGAGGAAGGCUGGGAUCAAGGGAACGCAGCAGUGCCCAUGGUGGGAGGGAUGGAGGGACAAUGGGAGGGACACAGGGUUGCAGGGAGCAGUUACUGAGCUCUACUCCAGGACUUGAUAUCCUUUGGAACACACCAUAGCACUGCCAGAAUGUGACCAAAUCUCCCUUCUCCCACACUGUGAUGUCACCAAUGACAUAAACACCACCAGGAGCCUCCAGAGCAGAGCCACCGAGGCCCCCAUUCCCUUUCCACAAAGGUUCCCACACGGGUCCUCGUGGGCUGGGAGACUCCAGCCCUGUGCAGUGCCUCUGAGCCACCCCAAGAUCCACCAGGACCCAGCAUCCCUCUGGCUGCAGCACCAUGUUCCUCUUUGCCCAAAAGCACAAGACGCCCGUCAGCACCUACACCGAUUCUUACCGGCCGCCAUGCACCAUGAAAAAGGCCAUCUAUGAGAAGGCUCCACUGCAGCUGUGGAGAGAUAACAAAUUUGUGACCCAGGGAUUAACAAUGCCCCAGGAGCAAAAUAUGUCUCACCAAGGUCAGCCUGAGAAGCUGAUUAAGGCUGUGAUGCAGGAGUAUUUGUACCGGAAUGCCAUUGACCCCACUGCUUACUGGCCUGAGAAGUACUGGCUGACCAAACCUGAAGAGAAAUACAGCCCAGUUUUUGUCAAUGAGGACAAAUACAUCACCUGGCGAACAGGUCCCUACAGCAGUGCAGCCUGGAACAAGUACAGCACCUACCUCCCCCUGCCGCCCAAGGAGAAGAGAAUGGAGACCUUUCUUCAAAGCAUACCUGUGCCGUACCCCCCAAAACCCGCCUGCCUCAACCAAUAUGAGAGGGAGGUGGUUGGUGACAUGCUGCGCAGGCUGUCACGGCUCUCACCGCCGUCCCUGCAGCCUGUGUACACUAUGUCAGGGAGGACACCCUUCCAGGGCUAUUACAGCCCAUGCUCUGGUCGCCACUACUGCCUGCGAGGGAUGGACUACUAUGUCGAUGGGGACCCCACCAUCAGAAGGCAUCUCAAUGCGCUAGCAGAACGGACUGUAAGGAGUAUCCCGUGUUGCAAUUACAGCCCUACAGCGAUGUUCUGUGCAAGUACACAUCACCGCCUGCCAUCAUACCCAUGUAUGAGCCCUAGGUGGGACUCCAGUCACUUCAAGAAGCUGGGGGGAGUCCAGAGAGGCAGCUACACCAUCCACCCCGAGUUCGCCUCAGAGAUGUACCAUGCACCGGCACGCUAAGCGAAGAUGAGCUCCCAAUAAAACCGCUUUGGGCAACCA
Messenger RNA from Gallus gallus (chicken), 9140 nucleotides. It is a transcript of the gene SPMIP6, whose product is annotated as C9orf24 homolog. The record is from RefSeq and is a predicted model, not a curated record. The transcript has 7 exons. Lineage: Eukaryota; Metazoa; Chordata; Aves; Galliformes; Phasianidae. The coding region runs from base 8220 to 9101 and encodes 293 amino acids. Gene Ontology annotation, cellular component: manchette; perinuclear region of cytoplasm. Gene Ontology annotation, molecular function: alpha-tubulin binding.